Molecule: messenger RNA, 737 nt
Organism: Coregonus clupeaformis (lake whitefish)
Lineage: Eukaryota; Metazoa; Chordata; Actinopteri; Salmoniformes; Salmonidae
Product: cilia- and flagella-associated protein 251-like
Exons: 3
Coding region: 213-737 (174 amino acids)
Source: RefSeq, a predicted model, not a curated record
CAACAACAACAACAACAACUCGGUAGCCAACAUAGCUGAAACAUUGGAGGUCUUUAGACGCUUUCAGUGAUUUUUAGCACUGUGUUUUAAACACACUUCAGUCGUAUCCACUAGUUACCCCAUUUAAUAGCAUAUUUACGUUUUUGUUGUAAUUCGUCAGCUAGCUGGCUGGUUUAAGUUAGCAAUAGCCCAGCUAGCGAACAUCCCCGACCAUGAGCUCACUAAGCUACUCUCCUCCUGCUAAAGAAGAGGAGGUCUGCUGGACGGAGAAAGAAGCUCUAGUGAAAGAGGAGGAGGAAGAGGAGGGUGUCACAGUAAAACAAGAAGUAGAGGUUGAGGCUGUUACAGUGAAAGAAGAAGAGAAAGACGUUACAGUGAAAGAAGAAGAGAAAGAUUUUAUGGUGAAAGAAGAGGAAGAAGCUUUCAGAGUGAAAGAGGAGGAGGAUGUUGGUGUGAAAGAAGACGAGGAUGAGCAGGAUACAGUUUUUGUAGUGAAGGAGGAAGAAGAGGAGGACAUUUUUGGACUGAAUGAGAAGGGGGAGAUUACUGUCACAUUAGAGGAAGAAGAGGAGACUGGAGAUCCGAUUAACACCAGAGAGAUACCAGACUCUCACUUUGACAGCGGGAAGAGUCCUUCAUUGGAACCAGACCCAGAGACGCCCAAACCAGCAAGACCACACCACUGCUCCCAGUGUGGAAAGAGAUUUACCCAUUUAGGGUACUCUGAAGUCACAUGA